Manacus vitellinus (golden-collared manakin) is the source of this 2960-nucleotide messenger RNA. It is a transcript of the gene PSEN2, whose product is annotated as presenilin 2. NCBI's taxonomy places the organism in Eukaryota, Metazoa, Chordata, Aves, Passeriformes, Pipridae. Gene Ontology annotation, biological process: amyloid precursor protein catabolic process; Notch receptor processing; protein processing. The record is from RefSeq and is a predicted model, not a curated record. Gene Ontology annotation, cellular component: Z disc; neuronal cell body; mitochondrial inner membrane. Bases 110 to 1486 code for a protein of 458 amino acids. Gene Ontology annotation, molecular function: aspartic endopeptidase activity, intramembrane cleaving. The transcript is spliced from 11 exons.
GGCGCGGCGCGGAGCCAAUGGGAGCGCCGGGGAAGCGCGCGCCGGGUCGGGAGCAGCCUUGAGUAGUGCUUGGCUGUGCCCCUCCUGAGUGCUCCAUAGGAAAGCGGCGAUGAUCACAUUCAUGAACAAUUCGGACAGUGAGGAGGAGCCCUGCAAUGAGAGAACAUCCCUGAUGUCUGCAGAGAGCCCUCCAGUACCCUCCUACCAGGAUGGCCUGCAAGCCUCAGAAGCAGGGGAAGUGCAGGCACACAGGAAGAGGCGAGCAGGUAGCAGCCGUAGCCCGAACAAUAUUGCGGGUGGAGAAAUGCCUGGCUCGGGUGUUCCAGUGAGAGAAAGCGCCCCGGAAAAUGAAGAGGAGGAACUGACUCUGAAAUAUGGAGCAAAGCAUGUAAUCAUGCUCUUUGUGCCUGUCACCCUUUGUAUGAUUGUUGUCGUCGCCACCAUAAAGUCAGUGCGCUUCUAUACGGAGAAAAACGGGCAGCUGAUCUACACCCCUUUCAGUGAGGAUACCCCGUCUGUGGGCCAGCGCCUCUUGAACUCGGUGUUGAACACUAUCAUAAUGAUCAGUGUCAUCAUUGUAAUGACUGUGUUCCUAGUUCUGCUCUAUAAAUAUCGCUGCUACAAGUUCAUCCAUGGCUGGCUGAUCCUGUCCUCUUUGAUGCUGCUCUUCCUCUUUACCUACAUAUAUCUUGGUGAAGUAUUGAAGACCUACAAUGUGGCCAUGGAUUACCCCACUCUGUUCUUAGUCAUCUGGAAUUUUGGAGCUGUUGGAAUGAUUUGCAUCCACUGGAAAGGUCCCUUGCAGCUCCAGCAAGCAUAUCUCAUUAUGAUCAGUGCUCUAAUGGCAUUGGUUUUCAUUAAAUAUCUACCUGAGUGGUCAGCAUGGGUGAUUCUAGGUGCAAUCUCCAUCUAUGAUCUGAUGGCUGUUCUCUGUCCCAAGGGGCCACUGAGAAUGCUGGUAGAAACUGCACAGGAGAGAAAUGAGCCAAUUUUCCCUGCAUUAAUAUAUUCCUCUGCUAUGAUGUGGACAGUUGGAAUGGCAAAGCCAGACACAGCAGCAAGAGGAUCAAGUCAGCAGACAUGGGAUACAGCUGAGGAUGGGAGAGAACACCACAGGAGCCCUUCACAUGCAGACUCUCAGAUGUCAGAGACGAGGAGUCCUGUUCCAACCCGCCCCGUCACUUCUUUAGAGGAGCUCGAGGAGGAGGAAAGGGGUGUGAAGCUGGGCCUUGGAGACUUCAUAUUUUACAGUGUGCUUGUUGGGAAAGCAGCUGCCACAGCUAGUGGAGACUGGAAUACCACGCUUGCCUGCUUUGUAGCCAUUCUCAUAGGUUUAUGCUUAACACUUUUAUUACUGGCUGUUUUUAAGAAGGCACUGCCUGCUCUUCCCAUCUCCAUCACCUUUGGCUUGAUCUUUUACUUCUCGACAGACAACCUUGUGCGACCAUUCAUGGACACCCUGGCCUCCCACCAGCUGUAUAUUUAGAAGAAGUCGGAGUUAGAGGAUUCUUUUUCAAGCUUUGCUGUGAAGUAUGGUACACUGUUUGGAAUAGGUCAUAAAGUUUUUACACGUAAUGCCAUAUAUUUGUAAGGAAAACACUAAUUCUGUGACAUGCUGUGUACUAAAAAUCUAAUAGUUAUCGGUUAAACUGAGAUUUUUCACAGGAUUCUUGGUGAAAAGCCUGGCUCCUUGCUGAUGUCAGAGUGUUACUUUUAUGUUAUUUGAUGUGCACAGUGGCUGUUGUGAGCACAGAAACCUGCAUGUAGAAUGGGACACUAGAGAGGUGAGGGGUCUGAUCUGGUCUGAUCUUCCGGAAGCUAAGGUGUUUUAGCCCCGGAAUUGCAGACAACUUUAACUGUGCUGUGGAAUUUCUGAGUUUUCAUACAUUUGAGGUGUUGUGCAAACACGAGCUUCAAGUACUUAGAAAAGCAGAGCAGGCAACGUGCACAGAACAGAGCAGCGUGUGAGCUCUAGAGCAGCGAGGCUGAACUUCGUAAGUUGGCUGCUGUGCACACAACGUCUGUUGAAAUUGCCCCAAAUGCCUAUUUAUUCUCACCUUAGUUAGACAUAGCAAGCCAUGAUGGAUCUAGACAGGGUGUCAGUGGUGGGAUGCAUCCCUCACUGCAGCCAACAGCUAAUGGAGGUGGGGCUGCCCAUUCCAGCACAUCGGAUCCUCAGCCUGGGAAAACAGAUACUUUUCUGCUCUCUCCUCCCAAGGUUUCAUUUUUUUUAAAAAUAUUUUUCUGGGUCCAUACUGGAAUCCUCAAAUUACCCUAAGGUGGAAAUGACUGAACAACUCCAGUAAAUCAGACCUGUAACUCAUUGUGUGUGUUUCUGGUCUCAUUUCUGUGCAUUGUUGUAACUACUCCAAAGGAGGAAUUACCUUCCUUUUAUGAAGAGGUCCCUCUCUUACACUGAUGGAGGCUUGGUUUGUCUAGGUUUUUGUACAGUUUAAAGACUUUUUUUUUUCAUUACAAGUUUUAAAAUAGCUAUUUACUGUCAAAGGGACUCUUUUGGAAAUAUCCUGUCAUAGUUUGUAUCAAAAUAUUGGGGUGCAAACUUUAAUCUGCUGUUACAUUACUUCUAGGAAUAGUUACACACACUCAAGUGAGUUCAUUAAAAAAAAUUGGUGCUUGGUGCCAGUAAAAAAUAUAUAGGUCUGACUUAACCUUUAUGUUUUCUCCACCUUUGAAAAUGACUUUAUUUCUACUCUGAGAGUCAGUUUUUCAGUAAUAGCCAAGUUCUGUGAUUUUUCUCCUUUCCUUUUUACUUGAGUGUUUGUUAUGCAAACAAGCUUUUUUUUCUUUGACAGCUGAUCAAUGUCAGAAUAUGUAACACAAGAUUUUGUGAAUAAUGCAACGUCAGUGAGAGAUGGAGAACUUUAUCUCUGAAAAACUUUUUAGAUAAGGCUUUGAAUUUUUAAUGUAGUACCUUUUUCUAAUAAACUUGUUCCAGCUAA